CUCUUUUUCUUUUUUCACAAACUCAAGAUGGUGUUGGCUGAUUUAGGACGUAAAAUCAACUCUGCUUUUAAUGAAUUAACCAAGGCCCCUGUGAUUGACGAAAAGGUCCUGGAUUCACUUGUAAAAGAGAUCUGUGCUGCGUUACUUGCUUCCGAUGUCAAUGUGAUGCUUGUUCAAAGACUUCGUAUGAACAUCAAAAAGAAUGUUAAUCUAGAAGAGCUUGCACAAAAUACCAACAAGAAACGUAUGAUUGAAAAGGCUGUGGUUGAUGAACUUUAUAAACUGGUGGAUCCUGAAGUAGAAGCAUACAAACCAGUCAAACGCCGUGCCAACGUAUUUAUGAUGGUAGGUCUUCAAGGUGCUGGUAAGACAACUACCUGUACCAAGAUUGCUUCGUUCUAUCAGCGUAAAGGCUGGAAAGUAGCUCUUGUCUGUGCUGAUACGUUCCGUGCUGGUGCUUUUGAUCAACUUAAACAAAACGCAACCAAGGCCAAAAUACCUUACUAUGGUAGUUAUUCAGAAACAGAUCCUGUAGCUAUUGCUUUGGAAGGUGUUGAGAAGUUUAAAGCUGAGAAAUUCGAGAUCAUUAUUGUCGAUACUUCAGGUCGUCAUAAACAAGAAGUUGAGCUAUUUGAAGAAAUGAAACAAAUCUCGAAUGCUGUGAAACCUGAUACCACUAUUUUUGUGAUGGAUGGUACUAUUGGUCAAGCAGCUGAAGCACAAGCCAAGGCAUUUAAAGAGGCCGCUGAUUUUGGUGCUAUUAUCAUGACCAAGAUGGACGGUCAUGCUAAAGGUGGUGGUGCCAUUUCUGCUGUGGCAGCCACCCAUAGUCCUAUUAUCUUUAUUGGUACAGGUGAACAUCUUCAAGACAUGGAACGCUUUGAGCCUCGUUCUUUUAUCCGUAAAGUACUUGGUAUGCAUGAUAUGCGUGACAUGAUUGAGCAAGUUCAAGACAGUAUCCAACUAAGUGAUCAAAAGAAGUUGAUGAAGAAUAUUGAAAAGGGCCAAUAUUCAUUACGUGACAUGUAUGAGCAAUUUCAACAGGUCGCUAAAAUGGGUCCACUUUCCAAGUUGAUGGGGAGUAUACCUGGCAUGCCUGCUGAAAUGUUGGCUGGUACAGAACAAGAAGGUACUCAGCGUAUGAAGCGUAUGAUGAGUAUCAUGGACAGUAUGACUGACGCAGGUAAGUGUGCAUGAGACGAUAAAGAGAGGUGUCGAUUCAUACUUCUCUUUAUAGAAUUGGAUGGAGACCAUAAACCUUUUGAUGAUAUUCACCGUGUUGUUCGUGUGGCUCGUGGAUCAGGCACAAGUGUUCAUGAAGUGCAAGAAAUCCUGAGUCAAUACACUAAAUUCGCUGAAAUGGUCAAGACCAUGGGCGGCAAGAAUGGUUUAAUGCAAAAUAUGCCUACAGAUCCUCGCAAGAUGAGCCCUGCUCAAAUGGCUCAAAUGGGUAAAAUGCAGCAACAAAUGGCCAAUAUGGUGCCACCUGAAAUUAUGCAAAAAAUGCCACAAUUAUUACGACAAAUGGGUGGUGGUAGAGGUGGUGGUAUGCCUAAUAUGGCUGAUAUGAUGAAAGCCUUAAACCUUGGUUAAGAUUUAUUCCUUCUAAAUUUCCAUGUUUAUUCCUUGUUCGUAUAUAAAGAUGCUUUAUUUUUUAUUUUUCUCUAUGAUUGUAAUUA
Molecule: messenger RNA, 1679 nt
Organism: Gilbertella persicaria
Lineage: Eukaryota; Fungi; Mucoromycota; Mucoromycetes; Mucorales; Choanephoraceae
Product: SRP54-type protein
Exons: 5
Coding region: 28-1197 (389 amino acids)
Biological process (GO): SRP-dependent cotranslational protein targeting to membrane, translocation; SRP-dependent cotranslational protein targeting to membrane
Cellular component (GO): signal recognition particle, endoplasmic reticulum targeting; cytosol
Molecular function (GO): ATP hydrolysis activity; 7S RNA binding; GTP binding
Source: RefSeq, a predicted model, not a curated record